Messenger RNA from Trichoderma atroviride IMI 206040, 1388 nucleotides. RefSeq lists its product as uncharacterized. Lineage: Eukaryota; Fungi; Ascomycota; Sordariomycetes; Hypocreales; Hypocreaceae. The record is from RefSeq and is a predicted model, not a curated record.
AUGCCUAGGAAAGGAUUGCAAAAAGUCAAGACAGGAUGUUUUACAUGCAAGAUACGAAAGGUCAAAUGCGAUGAAACUAAGCCUCACUGUUUGAGGUGCACGAGUACUCGGAGAAAUUGUGAUGGCUACCCCCCCGAGGUGUACGGGGCCUGUUCUUGGGAUGAGCUUCUAAGUUCAAGUGCCAUUAUCCCUACUCCGAGAACUGGUCGCAGCAAUCGGGAAGGUAGAGCCUUUGACUUUUUUCUGCAUGUGGCUGCUCCGAGCAUAUCGAAUUACUAUGAUAAGGAAUUCUGGACACGCCUCGUCCCAAUGGUUUACCAGCAAGAGCCCGCUGUUCGUCAUGCAGUAAUCGCUAUUAGCUCCAUCUACGAGCAGCUCAGGAAUGGUCGGUUGGAUGCCCUUGACUACACUGGCGGUCGAUUUGCCCUAGGCCAUUACAACCAGGCCCUGUCACGCCUCACUAGCAAGUCAAACACUGAGUUCACAAUGCUAUUCUUGUGCAUUCUUUUCGUAUGCGUAGAGAUCUUGCAGAAGAAUGCACCCGCCGCCAUCGAACACUGCCGACAUGGCAUAUCGAUCUUGAAUACCGCAAUCAUGACACCCUGGGUUCGUGAGAAACUUACACCUAUGCUUGUCCGACUAAGCAUUUUCCCCUUCUUUUUUGGUCGCACUAUCACCACGUUUCCUUCUCUAAGCGAUCUGGUGAUUGGUACUACAGCUCCAUAUACUACACUUGAAGAAGGCCUCUUUGCUUUAGACCUCCUCCAGGCACGGUCCGUCCGAUUCAUACGCUCCAGCGACACAUACAGACAAGGAAUCAUGUACAGCAUAGAUUUUCCCGAUAAUCUUUAUAAAGAACAGUUCGACAUACUUGCUGCGCUGAAUCAAUGGCUUCUUGACUUCUCCGUCUUCAGAGAAACGUACCCGCCUACUUGCCAUGACACUAAAGCCGCGUACUUGGGAACACUCAUGAAAGGCCUUGUCUCCAAGAUAUGGGUGGCAAGCGCCCUUGACAAGACAGAAAUGGGUUAUGAUGACCAACUGGCAUCCUUCAAGGCAGUCGUAGAUGCUGCAGAAGACAUUAUCUCGAUGCUCCCUCCUGUACAAGCCUUGCACUCGAAGUCCAAGUUUACCUUUGGGAUGGGCUAUAUGCCUGUCUUGUAUCUAGUGGUAAUCAAGUGCCGAGAUUUGGGUAUUCGACGCAGGGCCUUCCAUUCGAUGAUUUAUCUUGCAACGUGCCAAGAAAAUUUAUGGGAUCUCUCGGCCAUGUCUGCAACCGGUCGACGCGUUAUAGAACUGGAGCAUAGCAUUAGCCUUGAGGCAUUUGACAAAGAAGAGCUUCCCAAUGCUUGCACAUCUGUUCCUCUUGAUGAGAUGCGGAUUCGUGA